AGUGUCGGGAGUAGCCAAUGAGCGGCGGUGUUUUUCACAACAGCAAUGGGGGUAUCCUGCAUUGUGGAGCUGUGAAACUAAAAAACAACCACAUCUUGCGCUUUAACAAAACGAGAGCAGCAUGAAGGUGGUUAAUUUGAAGCAGGCUAUCCUGCAGGCGUGGAAAGAAAGGUGGACAGACUACCAAUGGGCUGUCAACAUCAAGAAAAACUUUCCAAAGGGAGCAACAUGGGACUACCUUAACCUCGCAGAAGCUUUGAUGGAGCAGGCAAUGAUUGGUCCAUCCCCUAACCCACUCAUCUUAUCCUACCUUAAAUAUGCUAUAAGUUCACAGAUGGUGUCCUAUGCUAGUGUGCUCACAGCCAUCAGCAAGUUUGACGAUUUCUCGCGGGACCUCUGUGUGAAGUCAUUGCUGGACAUAAUAGACAUGUUCUGCUGUCGCCUAAGCUGCCAUGGCAAAGCAGAGGAAUGCAUUGGGUUGUGUCGGGCUUUGCUUGGGGUGGUGGUCUGGCUGCUGCAGGCCUGUGCGUGGUACUGCGAGAACCUGAGAGAGCUCGGACCGGUACCCAGCAUAGAGGCUAUUCUCAGAACAUGUCAGGAGAGGCUUCAUACCCUGAUGAAAAGCACCAAGAACAGAGCUCUGGUUCAUAUCGCCCGAUUAGAAGAUCAAGGGUCCUGGAACAAUGUGGAGCAAGCAGUGAUUAAAGUUACGGAAGGUCUUGGAAAUGUACCAAACCAAACAUUAAGGACUUCACUGGAAGAAAGUUUGUUUUUAGUAAAAAGUAUUCCCAGCAUGCUCUCUGUGCAGUGUGAGCUUCCAGUGCGUGCCUCCUUCCCAUCAGUUCAUGCCUUCAUCAUGCUGGAGGCAACCAUGAAUUUAAUCGGAGAGAUCCAGCCUUUGGUGGAGCAGUUAAUGAUGAUCAAGAGAAUGCAGAAAAUUCCCACCCCACCGUUUGUUUUGGAGAUAUGGAAAGCUUGUUUCACCGGCCUCAUCGAGUCACCAGAAGGCACAGAGGAGCUCAAAUGGACCGCCUUUACGUUCCUGAAAAUCCCACAAGUUCUCCUUCGACUGAAAAAAUAUCCUCAGGGUGAUCAAGGACAGGACUUCAUGGAUGAUGUGAAUGUGGCGUUUCAGUACUUGCUCAAACUCACUCCUCUCCUUGACAAAGCAGACCAGAGAUGCACCUGUGACUGUCUGAGCAUGCUCCUACAAGAGUGUAACAAGCUGGGACUGCUGUCGGAUUCGAACACGGCCAGCCUCACAGCCAAACGGACGGAGGACAGGGAGUCCGCCCCAAAGCUCAAAACUGGAGAUAAUGCUAACAAACAGCCGAACCCUGUCCUCAUCCUGAGAGCUGAGCCCACUGUCACCAACAUUCUCAAGACAGUAGAUGCAGACCACUCCAAGUCCCCUGAGGGCCUACUUGGUGUUCUUGGACACAUGCUCUCAGGAAAAAGCCUGGAUCUGCUGCUUGCAGCAGCAGCAGCUACGGGAAAACUCAAAUCCUUUGCCAGAAAAUUCAUUAAGCUUAACGAGUUUCCCAAGCACAUUAGCGGUGAAGGAUCCAAAUCUGCAUCUGUACGGGCCCUGCUCUUUGACAUUUCCUUCCUCAUGCUCUGCCAUGUUGUGCAGACGUACGGUUCUGAGGUGGUCUUGUCAGAGCCGAGCCCUUUGGGGGAGACGCCCUUUUUUGAAACCUGGCUGCAGACGUGUAUGCCGGAGGAGGGCAAAACUCUGAACCCAGACCACCCUUGCUUCAGACCUGAACCUGGAAAAGUGGAGAGUCUGGUGACUCUGUUGAACAACUCCUCAGAAAUGAAACUUGUUCAAGUGAAGUGGCAUGAAAUCUGCAUCAGCAUUCCUGCGGCCAUACUGGAAAUUCUUAACGCCUGGGAGAAUGGUCUGUUGUCAGUGGAAGCCGUGCAGAAAAUUACUGACAACAUCAAAGGGAAGGUCUGCAGCAUGGCCAUCUGUGCCGUGGCUUGGUUGGUGGCCCACGUCAGGAUGCUGGGAAGAGAUGAGAGGGAGAAACCUCAGACUAUGAUCCGACAGCUUAUCACCCCGCUUUACGCUGAAAACACCCUGCAGUUUUACAGUGAACGGGUCACCAUUAUGAGUUCCAUCAUGGAGCAUAUGUGUGCCGACGUCUUCCAGCAAAUGGGCGCCGCUCUGCGCCCCCCAGUGGAAAGUCAGGAGCAGAUUCCUUAUCGCAACUUGCUUCCCGCCAAAGAACCCAUCCGGAAGGCCCUCAGCAGCCAGUUCCAGACUGUUCUGCGCAAAGGCUGGGUGGACAGCCAAGCUCUGCAUCUGUUUGAGGGUCUUCUCAACAUGGGAGGGGUCUUCUGGUUCACCAAUAAUUUGAUUAAGGAACUUCUUAAGGAAACACGACGGGAGUGGGCCAACCGGGCAGUUGAGCUGCUUUACAGCAUCUUCUGCUUGGAUACUCAGCAGAUCACCCUGACACUGCUAGGUACCAUAUUACCCAACCUGCUGACUGACUCCGCCCACUGGCACAGUUUGUCAGACCCGCCUGGAAAGGCUCUGGCCAAGUUGUCUGUGUGGUGUGCGCUCAGCUCUUACUCCUCUCACCACAAAGGUCCACUUUCUGCCCGACAGCGAAAACGACAGAAAGAAGAUAUUGAGGACUACAACAGCCUCUUUCCACUGGAGGACACUCAACCAUCCAAACUUAUGCGGCUGCUAAGUUCCAAUGAGGACGAGCCUGUAACUCUUUCCAGUCCAGGAGACCGAUCUAUGAGCAGUUCUCUGUCGGCAUCUCAGCUCCACACUGUGAACAUGAGGGACCCACUCAACCGAGUCCUGGCCAACCUUUUCCUUCUUAUCUCAUCCAUCGUGGGCUCGAAGAUGGCGGGUCCUCACACUCAGUUUGUGCAGAGCUUCAUAGAGGAGUGUGUGGAGUGCCUGGAGCAGGGAAGCCGUGGGAGCAUCCUUCAGUUCAUGCCUUUCACAAUGGUUUCUGAGCUGGUGAAGCUGCCUGCUCUGGCCAAUCCUAAAGUGGUCCUGGCCAUCACUGACCUGACUCUGCCUCUGGGAAGGAGAGUGGCAGCCAAAGCCAUCUCCGCUUUGUGAACACUUAAGUUUAGCUCCCUCCAAACAAUGAAAUGUAACAAAAAAGAAUAUUGAUGGAGGAAAGAUCUUUCCUUAAUCCUGUUUUGACUUUUGUAUCUGUUUUAUACUUAAAAAUGUGUAUAAAUUUAGUAUAAAAAGAAAAA
Oryzias latipes (Japanese medaka) is the source of this 3234-nucleotide messenger RNA. It is a transcript of the gene med24, whose product is annotated as mediator complex subunit 24. Lineage: Eukaryota; Metazoa; Chordata; Actinopteri; Beloniformes; Adrianichthyidae. The record is from RefSeq and is a predicted model, not a curated record. Gene Ontology annotation, cellular component: mediator complex. Gene Ontology annotation, molecular function: transcription coregulator activity. Gene Ontology annotation, biological process: positive regulation of transcription initiation by RNA polymerase II.